This is a messenger RNA of Thyridium curvatum, 1473 nucleotides long. RefSeq lists its product as uncharacterized. Gene Ontology annotation, biological process: transmembrane transport. Gene Ontology annotation, molecular function: transmembrane transporter activity. The transcript has 3 exons. Gene Ontology annotation, cellular component: membrane. Lineage: Eukaryota; Fungi; Ascomycota; Sordariomycetes; Thyridiales; Thyridiaceae. The record is from RefSeq and is a predicted model, not a curated record. Bases 1 to 1473 code for a protein of 490 amino acids.
AUGAACUCCAAGAUGAAGACUCCAGCCGAAGUGGACCAGUCACGAGCCCCCGGGAGCCUCGACAUGGAGCAUACUGAGACCUACAUCGAUCCAGUGAUCCAGAAGCGGACUCUGCUAAAGCUUGACACGGCUGUGUUGGGUUGCUUCGGCAUUAUGUAUCUUCUGGCAAACCUGGAUAGAAACAAUUUGGGCGCCACCAACAUCAUGGGGCUUCCAGAAGACCUCAACCUCAAGGGCAACCAGUUCGGUAAUGCGGUCACUGUCUUCUACGCCACCUAUGUCGCCUUCGAGACGCCCCUUACCGUCCUCAUGAAGGUGAUGGGAGCCAAGAACCUCCUGUCCAUGUGCAUGUUUGGCUGGGGGGUGGUCUGCCUAGGCACCGGCUUCGUCCAAAACGCACAGCAGCUCUACGCGUGCCGGAUCCUAUUGGGCAUGUUUGAGGCCGGCCUCAUCCCUUGCAUCAACGCCUACAUCGGCAUGGUCUACCUCAGGUCCGAGAUGUCGAUGCGCUCUGCCGUCUACUACUCCUUUAGCGCCAUCGCGGGCGCGUUUGGCGGCCUGCUGGCCUCGGCUGUGUCCAAUGUCCAUCACGCCGGCCUCGCCUCGUGGUCAUGGCUCUUCAUCAUCGAGGGCAUCAUCACCGUGUCCCUCGUGCCGGUCAUCUUCUUCAUCUUCCCCAAGGACCCGCGCACGGCCUGGUUCCUCAACGAGGAGGAGCGCAACGUCAUGCGCCUACGCCACGAGCUCAACCCGCACCUGGCCGUGGAGGAGGAGUUCAGCUGGUCCAAGGUGCUGAGCGCCUUUAAAGACCCCAAGCUGUACACGUAUGCCGUCACCGAGUUCGCCGUCGACCUCUCGCUGUUCAGUCUGUCGACCUUCAUGCCUACCAUCAUCAAGGGCAUGGGCUACACCAGCGUUCACGCGCAGCUCCUCACCGUCCCGGUGUAUGCGGGGACUACGAUCUCGUUCUAUCUCAUUGCCUUUUUCUCCGACCGCGCCGGCAUGCGCAGCCCCUUCCUCCUACUUGCUUGCCUGGCUCUUGUUAUUGGCUACGCCGUCAUGCUGGGCACAGCCAACAACGCUGCCCGCUACGUGGCACUUUUCAUCCUUGGGGUCGGUCUCUAUACGACGACCGGCAUGAACAUUGUCUGGCUCAAUGGCAACUUUGCCGGCCAUUAUAAGCGCUCCACGGCUGUUGGUUUCGCCCUCAGCGUCGGCAAUACCUCUGGCGUUGUUGUUGGCCAGAUCUUCACCGCCAAGACGGCACCGCGCUACCUCUACGGCAUCAAAGUCGUCCUUGGCUUUACCGCGGUGGCCAUGAUCCUCAUCAUGGCGCAGACCGCAUGCCUGCACUGGGUCAACAAGAAACGCAAGGCCAGGGUGGCUGCUCGAGACCCUUGCGUCUUGACCGGUGCUGAUAAUGCAAAGAAGGAGGUCACCGACUUUGACGAUGAUUUUGUUUACACCUUGUAA